Molecule: messenger RNA, 751 nt
Organism: Eptesicus fuscus (big brown bat)
Lineage: Eukaryota; Metazoa; Chordata; Mammalia; Chiroptera; Vespertilionidae
Gene: FABP3
Product: fatty acid binding protein 3
Exons: 5
Coding region: 96-497 (133 amino acids)
Biological process (GO): fatty acid transport
Cellular component (GO): nucleus; cytosol
Molecular function (GO): fatty acid binding
Source: RefSeq, a predicted model, not a curated record
CUGACGCAGGCUAGCCUGGCACCGCUGGCUGCCCACUUCGCUCCGCGCGCUGGGGGAUGGGCGGCCAGCCCCUGGAGGCCUAGCCCAGCCUCACCAUGGCGGACGCCUUCGCAGGCACCUGGAAGCUAGUGGACAGCAAGAAUUUCGAUGACUACAUGAAGUCAAUCGGUGUGGGUUUUGCUACCAGGCAGGUGGCCAAUAUGACCAAGCCUACCACAAUCAUCGAAAUAAAUGGGGACACGAUCACCAUAAAAACACAAAGCACCUUCAAGAACUCAGAGAUCAGCUUCAAGCUGGGGGUGGAGUUUGACGAGACAACGGCAGAUGACAGGAAGGUCAAGUCCACCGUGACGCUGGAUGGAGGCAAACUUGUCCAUGUGCAGAAAUGGGACGGGCAAGAAACAAAACUUGUGCGGGAGCUCGUGGAUGGAAAACUCAUCCUGACGCUCACCCACGGCAAUGUAGUGUGUACGCGCACUUACGAGAAAGAGGCAUGACCUGCCCACUGCUUCACUGACUGCUCCUCUGCCAACUGGCUAGCCCUGGACUCAGCACCAGAUCGCCUCGUCUUUUCCUCUGGCGUUUUGUAUAAAUCCACCUUGGGGGGGAAUUCUUCUGGGGUCAGGUGCACCAUCCUGGAUACAGUUCCAGCUCCCACUGUGUUUUGUUUUUUUAACUGCAUCCAAAGAGUGCUCUCAGGUCAAUAAAGCAGAGCCAAGGCCACCAGUUGCCUUUGCCUUUGGUGACAUGA